Messenger RNA from Rotaria socialis, 2103 nucleotides. NCBI's taxonomy places the organism in Eukaryota, Metazoa, Rotifera, Eurotatoria, Philodinida, Philodinidae. The record is from the annotation of a GenBank genome assembly.
AUGCAACAGCGACCGUCGUAUCCAUUAUAUAUGAGUAGACCACGUCUACCUUUAUCUAUGCCAUGGCCCACAGUUCCAUUUCGUCUACCUGCUACUUCUCGCUUCGGGCGAUUGAUUGCGCCAUAUCCUAUUUCUCGACCAUUAUCACAAUUGACCCUUCCUCAACAGCAAAAUCUACAGCCAACAAUAACAUCUCCAUUUCCAUCAUAUUCUAAUAGACGCUAUCAACAUUUAAAACAUUCAGCUAGUUAUCCUAAUCGAAAUGCUAUAUAUCGAUCACUGGAUGCUCCAAAAAGGCAGCAACAUCAUCGUACUUAUGCAAAUGAUGAUGUACUUCAUACUCAUGAAUAUCGACCAUCGAAAACAAAAUCUUUUUCUGAUAUUGAACAUAUGUCUCAAAUUAAUUCGACUCGUUUAUCCAAAGUCAAUUCGUGGCACACGAUGAAUCAUUCUCGUAGAUCCAAUUUAAGUGUUGCUUAUGCAAAUGAAGCGCAUCUAACACCAAAACGUCGUCGAAAACAUUCGCCACAUAAAAAGAUAAUAAAACAGCCGCCAAAUCAAGUAUCAUCUUUACCAAGACGAAAUCCAUCAUUUAGUAAACGUAAAAAACGACCUAUGGUCGUACCUGAAUGUGGCAUUGUUCGCAUAUCAACAUUAGAUGAAAUGCCACUAGAUAAUAAUCAGAAAAAUAAAAAGACUAACAGCAUUAAUAAUGAUCGUCUAUCAAUGAAAGGCAGUAUAUCGAAUUCAAGUAAACGUCGAAAAACAUCGCAAGAAAACAAUUCAAUCAAAAAUCGAAAUAUUAACAAAAAUAAACAACAUCGUACGGAUAUCGAUACUGCAUCGUUAUUAUCAUCAUCAUCGUCGUCGUCGUCUUCCGAUCCUAGACACUCGCCGUUACAACAACGUUUAAAUGGUUCACUACGUAGUGAUCCAUUAAUCACUGCUGCUAUGGAAGAUUUUCGGCGACUUCGGCGAUCACCCAGUCAAAAUACAUCAUUAACUUCUCGGGGUCGAAAUCUAAGUCUUGAUAGUUUCUGUUCAGAUUCUACACUUUGUUCAUCAAGAAGAUCACGUAGUCGUAGUCAAUCGAGUUUUACAUCUGUUGAACGUUCAGAAAUUCGUGAACUAAUAAAAACAAUUAAAAACAAAGAUGCAAAAAAAUUAAAUAUUUCUAUUCCAACAACAACAUCAACAUCAAUUCCAAUACCUGUAUCAUCACCUGAACCACCCAUGACAAUAUAUACUCAAACAUCAGCACGAACAAAUAAACCAAAAAAAUCCAGUCUAACAGAAGAAUUAGAUCGUGAAUUCAAUAAAUUACGUGCACGUGAUCCAGAUCAAGAAUUAACCUAUGUAACACCAUCAUCAAUAUGUAAACGAAAAAAAACCUUGGAAAAACCUUCACCAAAUAUUCCACCAGCACCAGCAUUCAAUGAACUUCUACGUCAAGUUCAAUUACGUCCAGUGGAUAAAUCGACGAGACCUCAACUAUCAUUCAAAGAAAAAUCACCAACUCAUGAUCAUGAUGCAAAUCCAUUAUCGUGCAUUCCCGUUCCACGAAGUAGUCCAAUACCUAGACCAGAGAUAAAAACAGAACAAGCUAUACACGAAUAUGCGAUACCAAUAAAAAAAUCUGAAGAAAAACCUACACCUAAAAUAUGCCAAUUUCAACCAAUGCGCAAGUUGGGUAUCAAUAAAUCAACACUGAGAAGUAUGCCUGAAAACCCACCGUCACAUUUUGUGCCAUCAUUUAAUUGGCCUCAAUAUGGUUUAACAAAUCAAAUGCCAAGCACUUUCCAACCAAAACCUUUUGUUAAUAAUCAAAAUGAACAUGUACCAACAGCUACUAAAGAAAAUAUUUAUACAUCAGAUAUUGAUGUAUGUCUACCAUUAUCGACCAUCGAUAAAAACCAUGAAGAUGCUCUUCAAGCUCAUCUUGAUGAUCACACUAUUUUAACAGAUGAUUUAUAUUCUGAUUUUGGAACAAAACAAACAGUAAUUUCAUCAUCGCUUGUAGACGAUUUUUCACUUUUAUUUAAACGUAAACAUAAACAUGAAAAUCAAUUCACUAAAAAACCUCAACGUUGUUCAAUUAUGUAG